AUGUGUAUGUCGCGCUUCCAUGCGACACCCCCACACGCUCUCUGGGACAUACACAAAGUGCCCGGGAUGCCGUGCGCUGCUAGCAGUGAAGCUAAGGGAGAUGGAUCAUCAUCAAUCCAGUACCUAGCUUUGGGCGGGCGCCUUCCAUUGAUGCUGAGUGGCCCUCCCCCUCCCCCCGGUGCGCCCGCGCUCAUCGAUCAUCCUCAUUCCCGUCCUUUGGACGUGGCUGCGGCUGCCUUCCUGAUCCGCAACUCUUCCUCCCUCUCCUCCGGCCUUCUCGGGUUUGCAUCUGCAUCGCGUUACUUCCAAUGCGCAGGGCGCGCUCCCCGAGCUGACCCUGCAGGAAUGCUUCCCAAAGAUGGGGGCAAGGCCAGUGGGGCAGGGACCCUGCCUGGGCACGCCACUGCAUGCUGUGCUGCUUCCAAUCCAAACCCGAACCCUGACACAGGCGUCCGGACCUCCCUCCUGGGCCCCGCACAUGCCGAGGCAGCGAAGCAGCGUGUCGCUGCGGCUCCUGCUGUGUCCGUGGGCUUCUCGCGCGGGCUGCGCACGUCGGGGGCUGUUGGCGUUGGCCGUUGGGCGGUCGGCGCGCGGCGGAAGACUGGAAGUGCAGUGGGUACGAAUGCUGGACGUUGCGCACUGACGCGCGGUUCCGAGGCCUGCGAUUGGCGGGACCCUAUGUCGAGGAAUGGCGUGCCCGUACAUGUCUCCGACUCCGCGCCAGCCGGGGCACUGUGUGUCGUCUGCGCAUGUGGGCGGCGCGCAGAGAGAAGAAAGAAGACGGGAUUGGCUCGAAUGCUGUCGGGCACACGGUACUGGCCACCCUUCUCCCAGCUGCGAUGUCCGUCGCGUUUCCAUCCGAAGAUAACAGGUUGCACACACCCAGCCUCGCACGCGCGAAUGGACCCGGAUCAGCUCUGCCUGCAGCCGCGCGCCCCCGCCCCGUGCCCCGCCCCUAUGAACCCAGCCCAGCAUACGCACACCGUGUUCGCGCGCGCGCGUGUCUCCGUCCGCCCAUCCGCGCCGUACCAAAGACUCGAAGACGUCGCAGCCGUGCGCACGCCGCACUUCCAUGCCGCGCCCGCACGCGUUCUCUGGGAAGCAUACGCACGCCGCACGCCGCACGCACGCGACGUCCGGGAUGCUGUGCGCUGCUGGCAGCGAAGGGGGAUGGAUCCUCGUGAAGGUGCCGCGGGGGGCAUGUAG
Molecule: messenger RNA, 1206 nt
Organism: Fibroporia radiculosa
Lineage: Eukaryota; Fungi; Basidiomycota; Agaricomycetes; Polyporales; Fibroporiaceae
Exons: 3
Coding region: 1-1206 (401 amino acids)
Source: RefSeq, a predicted model, not a curated record